Messenger RNA from Penaeus indicus, 3069 nucleotides. It is a transcript of the gene Deaf1, whose product is annotated as deformed epidermal autoregulatory factor 1 homolog. The record is from RefSeq and is a predicted model, not a curated record. Gene Ontology annotation, molecular function: DNA binding. Lineage: Eukaryota; Metazoa; Arthropoda; Malacostraca; Decapoda; Penaeidae. The transcript is spliced from 9 exons. The coding region runs from base 1 to 1281 and encodes 426 amino acids.
AUGAGGGCACAAACUGGGAAGAGCAGGUUCCUGUAUGAGAAGUGUACCAAGAGACAGUCAACCAUUGAUGUCCUGGAAGGCCAUAGCUGUAGUUCAGGUGGGAUUACGACACCUGUGCCAGCAUCAUCGAGUGAGGAUUCAAAAGCAGCACAAGUAUUUGCGAUAGAACCAGACUGGCACGAGGCGGCACAAGAUCCAGUGCUUCUCGUCAGGUGUAAAAAAACAACGGGCGAGCUUGUGAAGAACCGCUUUGGCUCAGGCUCUCGUGGGAAGUGCAUUAGGGUAGGGAAACUGUGGUUCACACCCACAGAGUUUGAAGCCCACUGUGGGAGGUCUGCAAGCAAGGACUGGAAAAGAAGCAUCAGAUUUCAGGGUCAGAGCCUUCUCACCUUGAUAGAGGAAGGAUAUCUCCAGGUUCACGCUACUUCUUGCUCUUGUGGAGCAUGCUUAGACGGUGAUGCUGCGGCUGGAGCAGUUCGUCUUCACCGUCCAUAUAGAAGGAAAAAGAGAGAUAAGUUUAUGAUCGACACAGAAGUUGCUGCAAAGGUUUUGAAGAGAACGUUGUCGGAUGACCCAGGAUCUUCCACACCAACAGUGACUUUACCAGUGUCUGGAUUAGGGGAACUUACUGUGGUACCAGGUAUUGUUCUUGGAGGAGGGACUCCAACCACUGCAGUACCUACCACACCCCAGGGGGCAACUGCUGCCCCUUCUUCAACUGGCAGCCCUUGUCCAGUUAGCCUUUCAAACCUGCCUUUGGACAAAGCUUGGGAUCGUAUGAAUGAGGUUUUAUUAGGUUUAGAGAGAAGUGUGUCAGGAGCUCGUGCUUUACUUGAAGAAUUAAAAGAUAGAACGGAACAAGAGACUUUGGAACUUCGAAGGAAACUUUUACAGGAGAAGGAUGAAGCAGUCGCACAAGCAAAAUUAGAAGCUCAAUUAUCAAACAUGACUAAGCCAUCAGAAGGAUUCCUGGUUCAAGUGAGGGAUGAUGAUGGGAAUCAGUCAUUGCAACCCAUAAUGCUAGAUUCUUUGAUAUCCAAUGUUCCUACAUUAAAGCCGGCACCACCUAUUAAUGGGGUCAAGAAAAAGUGUGUCAACUGUAAUCGGGAGAGUGAACUGGAAUGCUCUGGCUGCCACAACAGAGCUUAUUGCAGCGACUUUUGCCAGAGACGAGACUGGGCCAACCACCAGUCAGAGUGUGGUCGAACUAGUCCAUCUCCUGGAGAUCCUCUGAGCACUGUAACCCAAGUUCCUGGAUAUAUAUUUAUGCUUUCUGACUAGAAUCUAAAAGUGUAAUGAAAAUUGGCAUCUAAAGACUUAUUUGUGUUCAUAAAUGUACGGAAUUUUGAUAAUGUCCUUCAAAGGCUAAACCUGAGGCUUUGUGAUACUGUAUAUAUUAGCAAAAGAUAUUAAUUUGUGCACUAUAUCCUAUCAGUAUUUUUAAUGUGCAGGUAUAUUUCAUAAAAAAAACAAGGAAGGACUCAUUAUUAACUUAAAAAACAUAAAGUUACCUUAGACUGAUUUCUUCAGUGUGAUAUAUCCUAUUAGUAUAGAAUUAUAUAAUAUAUAUUUUUUAAUUUAUUCUGUGAACUUCACAUAUGUAAGUAAUUUAUUGAGUUAAAGUGAUCAACAACAAAGGAACUGUUGGAUAUUUUGCUAGUCUUAGAUAUUACCUAACAAAGUCGUGAUACAAAUUACUUGUUAGACCAUUAAUCACUUAAAGCCUUUUGGAAUAACAUUUUCAUUAAGCAAUUUUGCCUGUUUGAUUCAAAACCAAGUUUACUAUAGAACAAUUUACUCCCGUUUCAGACUUUUAUGGUUCUCAUUUAUAAUAAGCAACUGUUCAUACAUGAUAUACAACUGGUUAUGUGAUAUGGUUAAUUUUAGUUCUUAGGUUUAAUACACAAGUUUUAUCACAGCUUUAGAGUUUAUGACUUGUUGUUUAUACCCAUCAUUUCAGCAUGGAUAUUAGUUUCUUCAUCAUCUUGCAAAUUACUUUUUCUCUUAAGGAAGAUGUAGCAUAUGUGAUACAUCCGUCUCAUCAUUAACUGUCUAAGCACACUUGAAAUAGUACAAACUGAUUUCUUAAAAGUGUAUAGAAAACUACCAUUAUGGUUAUUCAUAUUACAAGUACACACUGCGGUCACGGUCAAUGUUCCUCUUGUCUUUUAAUCAGCUGCUAAAGCAUUAUUUAAUGGCAAAAUUUAAAACUUCAUUGGUUAAUCGUUCAUUGUUAAUAUGUAAAUGCCACCACUUCAUUUGACUUUCUUUAUUGUAUGGUUAGCAGAGCAUCUGCUCUUCUGUACAAUAAAAAUAAAGAACAAGGAAUAGCCAUGAAUCAGCAUGAAUCUGAAUUAAGGCACAAGUUAGCAUUGCUAUAGCUCAUUGUAACAGAAAUGAUUCCUUAUACUUAUAAAACUAUUUUGAUGAACUUGACAUCAUGUGAGCAUUCUCACUGAAGUACAAUGUAACCAUUUAGCAAGAGCAUCAGGUAUUAGCAGAGCUUCCUUUCAAUGUCUGUCUUUUCAUUUGCAUUUUUUUCCUUUUGAAUAUUAAUCUUGGAUUAUUUAUUUGAAAAUACUUAAUAGGAAGUUGCACUGACAGUUUAUAAUUAUCAUAAAUAUUUGGUUAAAAAAAGUGUAAAUGAGAGUAAAUAAUUUCACAAAGCAAGGGAUGUAAGAGACAUUUUUCAACGUUUUAUCUUCCUUCAUAAUUUCUCGUCAUUUACAGUUUCUGAAGAAGAACAAACCAAAAUGCAUGAAUUGUGUAUCUUGCUUUUUGAAGUUAUUUAGUCCCAUUCAUAUAUUUUCACCAUUUGUUUACAAUGAUCUCUGUUCUGUGUGAUUAUUAUAUUUCAUAUAAUUCAUAUAUGGAAUUACAGGGAGGCAAAGGAAAUAAAAUGUAUUUCUGCUAAUGAAAUUUUUCUUCAUUCUGUAAUAUAAUCUUGCACUAUACACUUAAAUCUCUGGCUUUAUUCAAACAAAACAAAUGUAUUUUACUUAUUUUAUGUUUUUAUUUUUCUCUUGCUGCUCAAAGUAAGAUUCCGUAGGUCAGUAUAUAUAUAAAAAA